AUGACAGCGGUAGCUCAACUUCCCCUGCCUCUGAGGCAUCUCAUCACCAAAAAACCCACUCAAAUCUCAUCUCUAUCUCUUAUCCCAACGCAGUCCCGAUUCUCAUCUACCAAAACUCCUCGCCAAGCAUCAACUCCCCUCCAGCGAAAACCCAUCCUCCGAGACACCAUCAGGCGCUACAUCCCCGAGGAGGCCAAAAAGUUCGUCAAGCCCGACGGCAAGCUCCAGACGACCCCCGAAACCAUGAAUUUCCUCAUCGAGCACAACCUAGAGCCUGACAACGGCGCCGCGCGCAGACUCACCACGGGUCCUGGCUUGCAGAACGUGUCCAAGGCCUAUCACGCAACCAUCGCCUUCAGCCCGCGGCACAUUAUCCAUCCGCAUGAUUUGCGCUUCUUUGAUCCCCGGGGCCAUCCGCUUGCUGCCGCGAGACGAGCAAAGUAUCUCCGGAAAUCUCAGCAGGAGCCCCUUUGGAUCAUGAUCACAGGUGCUGGAGCUGCCUCUGUGGUGCGGACCCUGACACAGAGACGCCUGAAGAGCGCAAUAUACCGGAGCCUGGAGGACCUCGGCUUCCGGAACGGCGUGGGGGCCGGGAAAGAGAUCAGGGGCACUCUCUGGAUCACGAUUCACAACCCGGUUGCGGCGUCGAAGCUGGCCCCUGAGCCGUUUGGCGAGGCUGUUGCUCGGGCGCUGAGGAGUAGAUGCAGCCAGCCCUUGAGAUGA
Trichoderma breve is the source of this 723-nucleotide messenger RNA. RefSeq lists its product as uncharacterized. The coding region runs from base 1 to 723 and encodes 240 amino acids. The transcript has a single exon. Lineage: Eukaryota; Fungi; Ascomycota; Sordariomycetes; Hypocreales; Hypocreaceae. The record is from RefSeq and is a predicted model, not a curated record.